AAAGUAUGACUUACACUCGAUAUUUAUUAAAACUUUCUUAACGAUUUUUCCAUAUUUGGACCUGUGAAAGGUCUUUAUCUCGACUCACUUAAACAACACGACCCUUAUCGAGUGUAUAUAUACAGAAGAAUGUGGAAACAAAGAAAUAAAACAGACUGUCGAUAACUUUAUUAUUAUUAUUACUUAAGACUUACUUCCAAUUGGAAACUGAUCGUGUUAACAACAUCAGGCACUUUUGUCUUAAAUUUUUUUUCUUUACAUUGCUAAGAAAUAAAUAGCCGAAAAGUAUUUAAUCCAAAGUGCUUAUCAUAUAUUGAAUUGUCACACUUGAAAUAAUUCGAUAUCUCUCUGACGAGUUCAAACCACAAUGUUAUCGAAAAUUAAUUUUCAUCAACCACUAAAAUCAUAUGUGAGGUAUUGUAGCAUAAAUUUAAACUUGAACAAUAAACCUUUCAGAGUCGCUACGGAAAAUAAAAAUGAAAAUCACGAUGUAAUGAGAAAUAGUGAGCGCUUCAAAUAUAAAACACAAACGAAUGAAAAUUUUCUCAGUCAGAAUCAAACACCCGGACAAAACACAACAGUUGUUGAGAAAAUCCAAGUUUUAUCGUCAACAGAAUUAAAGAAUCAGAAAUCGGAAGUUAUGUGUGAAACAAGAGAUAGACUCGGUCAGUGGCCAAUUGAAUCAGAAAGUGAGAUAACAGGCUAUGGUUUACAACGCAUUAGAAACGGACGAUUUAAUAAGGGCUUAGCAUACACUCGAGAAGAACGACAAAUUUUGGGAAUUCAUGGCUUAUUGGCACCUGCACUUAGAACUGAAGAGGAACAAGUAAAGCAUGCUCAUAUGUUAUUAGAAAAGUGUGCUACAGAUUUGGACAAGUAUGUUUACUUGAUGGGACUUCAAGACCGAAAUGAGCGUUUAUUUUAUCGCGUACUUGGAUCGGAUAUUAGUAAUAUGAUGCCUCUUGUUUAUACGCCAACCGUAGGAUUGGCAUGUCAAAAGUUCUCGUUGAUUUAUACAAAUCCAAAAGGGCUUUAUAUCACUAUACAUGACAAAGGACAUAUUUACGAUGUUAUCAAAAAUUGGCCAGAACAUGACGUAAGAGCCAUAGUUGUAACUGAUGGAGAAAGAAUUUUAGGAUUAGGAGAUCUAGGUGCUAAUGGAAUGGGAAUUCCAGUUGGUAAAUUAGCACUUUAUACUGCUUUAGCUGGGAUUAAGCCUCAUCAAUGCCUUCCCAUCACUCUCGAUGUUGGAACCAAUACUCAAGCAAUACUUGAUGAUCCUUUGUAUAUUGGAUUGAAGCAAAAACGAGUAACCGGACAAGAAUAUGAUGAAUUUGUUGAAGAGUUUAUGACUGCGGCUGUAAGAAGAUUUGGUCAAAGUUGUUUAAUUCAAUUUGAAGAUUUUGGAAAUUCCAAUGCUUUCCGUUUGAUUGAAAAGUAUCGAGAUCAUUAUUGUACAUUCAAUGACGAUAUUCAAGGAACGGCUAGCGUUGCUGUUGCAGGAUUGAUUGCUUCACUACGUAUUACAAAAACUCGCUUAUCAGAUAAUAAAAUAUUAUUCCAAGGCAGUGGAGAGGCAGCAUUAGGUAUUGCUGAAUUAUGUGUAAUGGCAAUGGUUCGAGAAGGUAUUUGCGAGGAAGAGGCAAGAAAACGAGUAUGGCUUGUUGAUAGUAAAGGAUUGAUUGUUAAAGAUCGACCAAAAGGCGGUAUUAAUCACCAUAAGAGCAAAUUUGCACAUCCUCAUGAGCCUGUCGAUACAUUAGCUGAAGCUGUAAAUAUUUUAAAACCGACUGUCUUGAUUGGUGCUGCUGCAAUUGCUGGAGCUUUUACAGCUGAUAUUAUUAAAGCAAUGGCUGAUUUUAAUGCACGACCAAUAAUUUUUGCAUUAUCAAAUCCAACUAGUAAGGCUGAGUGUACUGCAGAACAAGCAUACACGAAUUCUAAUGGAAAGUGUGUCUUUGCAUCUGGUUCUCCAUUCCCACCCGUUGUUUUCAACGGAAAGACAUUCUAUCCAGGACAAGGAAACAAUUCUUACAUAUUUCCAGGCGUUGCUUUAGGUGUCAUUGCCUCAAGCUGCUCUAUUAUUCCUGAAGAUAUCUUUUUGAUAUCCGCAAAGGCACUAGCUGACCUUGUUACUGAUGAAGACUUGGAAAAGGGUUCAUUAUAUCCACCAUUAGAAAAUAUUCAAGCUUGUUCACUUGAAAUUGCUGAAAAAGUCGUUGAAUAUGCAUACGAAAAUAAUUUGGCUACCGUUCGCCCAAAACCGGAAAAUUUGCGACAAUUUAUUAAGGAUCAGACUUAUGAUGCCUCUUAUAAAUCUGCUAUUCCACCAAUUUAUAAUUUUUAAUAUUCAAUGGUAUCAUAAGCAAUUUUGACCACAUGCAUGCCAAUCAUGUAGAUAUUAUAAUUCUCUGAAUGGAUAAAGGACCUUUGUAUUUUUUGUUAAUUUAUUUUUUUUUUCUUAUUUAUAUUUAAUUUUAUUGAAUGAAUAAAUGAAGGC
Molecule: messenger RNA, 2500 nt
Organism: Chironomus riparius
Lineage: Eukaryota; Metazoa; Arthropoda; Insecta; Diptera; Chironomidae
Source: the annotation of a GenBank genome assembly